Molecule: messenger RNA, 570 nt
Organism: Suillus subalutaceus
Lineage: Eukaryota; Fungi; Basidiomycota; Agaricomycetes; Boletales; Suillaceae
Product: Yqey-like protein-domain-containing protein
Exons: 2
Coding region: 140-526 (128 amino acids)
Cellular component (GO): mitochondrion
Molecular function (GO): carbon-nitrogen ligase activity, with glutamine as amido-N-donor
Source: RefSeq, a predicted model, not a curated record
ACUGUCCUGUUGAAUCAAUACUAUUCACCUGCCAAUAAAGCGCUUAAAUAGACCAAGGAUUCAAUGACUUCCACAACGAUACGCGUGAGCUUUUAUCUUUCACAAAUGAAGUUGAAGGUUCUAACUUCUGAGGUGCUUAAUGACGCAGUCCAUUCUCUCGGAAGUCUAUGCUGCUGACAAGUCAGCUGGUUCACCCGUGUCAUCCUCCGCUAUAACCGCGAUCCUACGAAAGGCCACUUUACGACGUCAUGAUUCUGCCAUUCAGUUCAUCAAUGCUUCCAGACCGGACUUGGCACAAAAAGAACAUCGCGAAGCAGACGUUCUUGCGGCUUUCUUACCCCCUUUGACGUCGGAAGCGGAUAUCGACCGUGUUCUCAACGAGGUGAUCGCUGAAACAACACUCGGUGGCGAUUCCCGCAAAAUCCUUGGGCAAGUAUACAAGACCUUUUACUCUAAAGUAGAUAAAUCAAAUGUGGACGCCAACACUGUAAAACGUAAGGCUGAAGCGCUCCUGUUGAACGUUUGAAUAAGUACCAAUUAAAUAAACCAAGUAUACAACUUUCCAUGGAG